GUCAUAUCCACUCUUGCGUCGGUUUGGUGAUACCACUUCCGUUGAUAGUUGCUGCUCGCCAUAUUGCAGCCGGUCUGUGAAUUUUGUAGUUUGUACAGCCGGCAGGGAUAAACAUCUGAGCAGGCACUGUUCGCUUUCUACCUUUUUAGUUUCCCGUAUCUAUAAUUGUAUUGUUUCACUGGUGCCGGUUUUUUAAUUAAGUGGAUAAAAUGCCGACCCAGCCUUUGAGAGUGGCUGUGGUUUGUUCCAGUAACCAGAACCGGAGUAUGGAGGCACACAAUAUUCUCAGUAAGAGAGGAUUUAUCGUCCGAUCCUUUGGAACAGGAACGCAUGUAAAGCUGCCAGGACCUGCACCAGACAAGCCAAACGUUUAUGAUUUCAAAACCACAUAUGAUCAGAUGUACAGUGAUCUUAUUAAGAAAGACAAAGAACUAUAUACUCAGAAUGGUAUUUUGCAUAUGCUGGAACGAAACAAGAGAAUCAAAGCCAGACCAGAAAGGUUUCAGAAUUGUAAAGAGCAAUUCGAUCUAAUCGUAUCUUGUGAAGAAAGAGUAUACGAUCAGAUAGUAGAAGAUCUGUGUUCCAGAGAGCAAGAGACAUUCCAGCCAGUACAUGUAAUCAAUGUGGAUAUUCAGGAUAACCAUGAAGAAGCUACAUUAGGAGCCUUCCUUAUAUGUGAACUAUGUCAAUGCAUACAGCACACAGAGGAUAUGGAAAAUGAAAUAGAUGAAUUGAUCCAAGAAUUUGAAGAAAAGAGUGGAAGAGCAUUUUUACACACAGUCUGCUUUUAUUGAAGCACAUCCCUUAUCCCAUUUUCCUUAGGUCCUAGGAAAGAAAGCAACUAGAAGAAAAACUAUUUUUAUUUAUCUUUUUUUUCCUAACGGUAUUGAUGUAACUUAACUUCAAAUUUUUGAUUUAUGUACUGGUUACUUCACUAUUUUUCUGCUCAUCACAGAUGAUUCUGAGUACAUCUUUUCAAGACUCUACAUUUUCAAAACCAAAAUAACCAAGAUUCUGUCAUCGGAGAUCCUUGCAUAAUGUAAAGGAUUUUAUACUAAUGGCAGAUAAAUUUGCCUUGAAUUAUUUGGGACAAAUGGCUGCUGUAUUUCAGUAUUCAGUUGUUUGAUUUUAGUGUUUUUAUUUGAAUUUUUGAAAUGCACAGAAAGAUGAUUAUAUCUUUAAGAUUAAUAUGUAUAAGAACAUUGGAAGAGUUUCCAAUAAAAAACUACUUUGAACACAGCAAAA
Molecule: messenger RNA, 1245 nt
Organism: Protopterus annectens (West African lungfish)
Lineage: Eukaryota; Metazoa; Chordata; Ceratodontiformes; Protopteridae
Gene: SSU72
Product: SSU72 homolog, RNA polymerase II CTD phosphatase
Exons: 5
Coding region: 210-794 (194 amino acids)
Biological process (GO): termination of RNA polymerase II transcription
Cellular component (GO): mRNA cleavage and polyadenylation specificity factor complex; nucleus
Molecular function (GO): RNA polymerase II CTD heptapeptide repeat phosphatase activity
Source: RefSeq, a predicted model, not a curated record